CCGCUUAACUUUAAUAAACUGUGAAUGUGUUUUUCUCUUAGGAGCCAGGAGGCGUGCGUGGUGGACAGCAUAAAGGUCUGCAGCAACGACACAGGCACGGGCCGCCUCAAACGCAUCUGCAUCACCAUGCGGGUGCCACGAAACCCGACCAUCGGCGACAAGUUCGCCAGCCGCCACGGUCAGAAGGGCAUCCUGAGCCGCCUGUGGCCCGCCGAGGACAUGCCCUUCACAGAGAGCGGCAUGGCCCCCGACAUCCUGUUCAACCCGCACGGCUUCCCCUCCCGCAUGACCAUCGGGAUGCUCAUCGAGAGCAUGGCGGGCAAGUCGGGCGCCCUGCACGGUCUGAGCCACGACGCUACGCCCUUCACCUUCUCCGAGGAGAGCUCCGCACUGGAGUACUUCGGGGAGAUGCUCCGAGCGGGCGGGUACAACUACUACGGCACCGAGCGGCUCUACAGCGGUGUGAGCGGGCUGGAGCUGGAGGCGGACAUCUUCAUCGGGGUGGUCUACUACCAGCGGCUGCGUCACAUGGUCUCAGACAAGUUCCAGGUGAGGACGACGGGAGCGCGAGACAAGGUGACCAACCAGCCGGUGGGGGGGAGGAACAUUCAGGGAGGCAUCCGGUUCGGGGAAAUGGAGCGAGACGCCCUGCUGGCCCACGGCUCGUCCUUCCUGCUGCACGACCGCCUCUUCAACUGCUCCGACCGCUCGGUGGCGCAGGUGUGUGUCGACUGCGGCAGCCUGCUCUCCCCCCUCCUAGAGAAACCUCCCCCCUACUGGUCGUCCAUGCGUAACCGCAAGACUGUCUGCACCCUGUGCGGGAAAAAUGACUCCAUCGACUCGGUGUCGGUUCCAUACGUCUUCCGCUACUUUGUCGCAGAGCUAGCAGCAAUGAACAUCAAAGUCAAGUUGGAUAUUAAGUGAAUUUUGCCAGACAACCAGAAAUAUGUCUAAAUGUGUCAAAUCAAAGGAAAUUAUCUUAUGUGUUGUAUUAACAUGGCUCUUGCUGCAAUAAAUCGUAUCCAAAAAACAAACUGUGCAUCAGAACAGUCUGUUUUAACUAGUUUUAGAAAAUGAAAAAGUAGCUGCAUUUAUGAUGGAUAUGUUGACUUUGAUUAUGGUGUGUAAAAAAAACAAAUGUAUUUUUUAUAUUCACACUGAGUGUUAAAUAAAGAUGCUUGACCAAGAA
Molecule: messenger RNA, 1189 nt
Organism: Notothenia coriiceps (black rockcod)
Lineage: Eukaryota; Metazoa; Chordata; Actinopteri; Perciformes; Nototheniidae
Gene: polr1b
Product: RNA polymerase I subunit B
Exons: 1
Coding region: 25-924 (299 amino acids)
Biological process (GO): DNA-templated transcription
Molecular function (GO): DNA binding; ribonucleoside binding; DNA-directed RNA polymerase activity
Source: RefSeq, a predicted model, not a curated record